AUGAACUGUAACACUAAACUCAAAAAGAAGGAAGAGAAAGAACUGGGCGCCUAUCCGCCGUCCCAAUCAGCAGUGACCCCGGCAGACAGACUUCAGCCACCAUCAGCUCGGCCACCAUCAGCUCGACCACCAUCAUUACCGGCCAGGUCCCAGUCACCAUCGGUCGACCCAACGGCAGAGGACGCUCUUCGCACGUCGAUCUUCUACACUUCCGUGAAGAUCAACGGCCAAGUGUGCAAGCUGAUCGUCGACAGUGGUAGUUGCGUCAACGCCGUAUCCGACGUGAUGGUCCGGAGACUCGGAUUGGUAACCACUAACCAUCCGUCCCCUUAUGAUGUGUAUUUGGUAGACACCACAUCGCUUCCAGUGCGACUUCAGUGCCGGGUGCCACUUCGGGUGAGCACCUAUGACGACCAUGUCCUUUGCGACGUCCUUCCGACGAAAAUCGGGAGCAUCAUACUCGGACGACCGUGGUUGUACGACAACGACGUCCAUCUCUCGGGGAGAGCAAACACUUGCUCUUUCACGCAUCGCGGUCAGAGGGUUGUAUGGUACUCCUACACCUUCAAGUCUCCAACUAGACGAGUGACUACCCCUCGAGUGGGGUUGGUGGUUGUUAGGGGACCAGCCUUUCAUAGGGACAUUACGAGGGAGAUCACGGAUAUCCCCACCUGGUUUGCCUUGACGUUGGACGUUCCUGCUGCUACCACUCCUUCCCCGUACCCACUUGAGCUCGAGGACAUCAUGAUGGAGUAUGGCGACGUAUUCCCUGAGGAGUUGCCUAGCGAUUUACCGCCGUUGCGCCACAUACAGCACGCGAUUGAUCUCGUGCCGGGAGCCAUGCUCCGAAACUUACCACAUUAUCGUAUGGAGCCCUCGAGAUACUAG
This is a messenger RNA of Spirodela intermedia, 888 nucleotides long. Lineage: Eukaryota; Viridiplantae; Streptophyta; Magnoliopsida; Alismatales; Araceae. The record is from the annotation of a GenBank genome assembly.